ACAAAACGAUAAUCCCUAAUGUUUAGCUCAUUCUGCUUCUCUCUCUAAAAACGAAAGAGAAGUGAUCUCUCUCUAUUGUCCGACGACUAGAGCAGUAGGGCUUCUCUCAACGUCAUUCGCUCUUUCUCUUUCUAUCUCUAGACGCGGCGCACGUUAAACAUCGCCGUCAUUUAUCUUACGCCGUCGGAGGUAAGCUCAUUAUCGUACGCCUACCUGCUCAUUUUCACCUGAUCCAACGACCCGAUUUCCCAUCCAAACCCUAAUCUAUCUAGCCAAGCCAAGUAAUACUGUUCAAUUACCCGUUCUAAUUCGAUUUAUUACCGGUAAUAAGAAAUUUGUUCCCUAUUGAGGUUAUUUAGGUGAGAGUGGGUUGGUUCCUAGGGUUUUGUUAUUUGAUAAACAUUCUUUUUGGGGGCUUGGGGAAAUAUUUGUUAUAUAUACUAUUUGAUGCGUUGUGGGUUUCUGAUAUGGCCAAUCAUGGCGGUGUUGGGAGCAAAUUCGUGUCUGUGAAUUUGAAUAAAUCAUAUGGACAGUCUUUUCAUCAUCAUGAUAAUAAAUCUUAUAGUGGUUCUUAUGGACAGGCCGCGGCAGUCGGCCGUGGUCGGUCGGGCAGUGGAGGGAUGGUUGUUCUGUCACGGCAUCGGAGUGCCCAGAAAGUUGGACCGAAAUUAUCUGUACCACCCCCCUUGAAUUUGCCUUCAUUGAGGAAAGAGCAUGAGAAAUUUGAUUUAUCGGGAUCUGGUGGUGGGACAUCAGGAGGUGGUGGUCAAGGAAGUGGGCCGAGGCCAUCGUCUUCUGGUAUUGGUUGGACUAAGCCUGCUGCUGUUGCAUUGCAAGAGAAAGAUGUAAAUAGUGAUGGUCAGGUUGUCGAUGGUUUGGAUCAUACUGGGCAUGGUAUUGAUGGUAUUAACCAGGUUAGUGGAUCGUAUAUGCCUCCUUCAGCUCGUGUAAGUGGUACUGGAGCUGCAGUUACUGGUCCUGCGAAAGUAUUUCCUUCGACAGUUGAGAAAGUCUCAGUUUUGAGAGGUGAGGAUUUUCCUUCUCUUCAAGCUGCGUUGCCUGUCUCUUCUGGACAGACAAACAAGCAAAAGGAUAGUUUGAGUCAGAAGCAGAAGCGAGUAUCUGGUGAAGGAUCAUCUGAUGAGCAAAGAGACAGUUACAACACGAGUUUGUCGGUUGAUAUGCGUCCUCAUGGACACUCUUCACGUCAUGCAACUGGAAAUGGCCCGUCAGAAAAUGGGUAUGAAAUUCAUGGUUUGAGCACUGCUCGGAGAGUGGAUCAACCUCGGAAGCAGGACGAUUUCUUUCCAGGGCCACUUCCACUAGUCCGUUUGAAUCCUAGAUUUGAUUGGGCUGAUGAUGAACGGGACACUGGACAUGGAUUUUCAGAUAGGGGCAGAGAUAUUGGGAUUUCAAAAGUUGAUAAUUAUUGGGAUAGGGAUUUUGACAUGCCUCGAACUAGUGUGUUACCCCAUAAAGCUGCUCAUAACCAAUAUGAAAGGAGGGCUGCUAGAGAGAAUCUGACUGGGAAUGGGUUUUCCACUGACCAGAGAGGUGACAGCUAUGGCAGGGAUCUCAGAAUACCUAGUAGAGAAGGUAGGGAAGCAAGCACAUGGAGGAACUCAAUCCUUCCUAGAGAUGGUAAUGUUCCAGAUGUUGCAACUGACAGAAAUGCCAUUAGCUCGGGUGGAUCUGUUGUUAACAAAGAUAUAGUGAAAGAGAACAAGUAUGUCCCACCACAUUUUGGGGACACUGCUCGUGAUGGAAGCUUUACUGGAAAUCGGGAUUAUUCACAUGGAAGGAAUGACACGGGUCUUGUUACCGACGGCAAACAACGCUGGAAUCAUGCAACAACAUCAUCCAACAAUCGAGGGGUCGAGCGCAUAACUCAAGAUCGCCUUGGUAGUGAACUGUCCAACAGAUACAGACGUGAUGGAUUUCAGACCAAUGCUGGGUCAAAAUCUUCAUUUGCAUCUGUUGGGAGAUCACCGCAUAUGGGUGACCCUGUUCUGAAUGUGGGCAGGGAGAAAAAUGUCCAUUCAAGGGGUGAAAGGCCAUACAAAGAGGAUCCAUACCUGAAAGAUUUUGAAUCUGCAGGAUUUGAUGAAAGAGAUCUCUUUUCUGGAGGUCUUACUGGGGUGAUCAAGAGAAAAAAAGAUGUAGCUAAGCAGACUGAUUUCUAUGAUCCUGUCAGAGAAUCUUUUGAGGCUGAACUGGAGCGAGUUCAAAAGAUGCAAGAGCUUGAACGGCAGCGAGUUAUGGAAGAACAAGAAAGAGCACUGGAGCAAGCUCGAAGGGAGGAAGAGGAGAGGCAGAGACUGAUUAGAGAAGAGGAAGAACGUCGGCUAAAGUUGGAAGAAGAAGCACGAGAAGCUGCUUGGAGGGCAGAAAAAGAACGUCUUGAUGCAGUAAGAAGAGCUGAAGAGCAGAGAAUUGCGAGAGAGGAAGAGAAAAGGAGGAUCUUCAUGGAGGAAGAAAGGAGGAAGCAGGCUGCUAAACAAAAACUUUUGGAAUUGGAGGCUAAGAUAGCCAAGAGGCAGACUGAAGUGACUAAAGUUGAUACUUUAAUUGUCACCACUGAUGAGAAAGUAUCUGCCAUGAGCAAGGAAAUUGAUGUUUCAGGGGCAUCCGAUUUGGAUAAUUGGGAUGAGAGUGAAAGGAUGGUGGAACGGUUGACAACUUCAGCAUCUUUUGACACACCCGUCUUAAGCAGAUCUUCUGAUGUAAGUUCUCAGCACUACUCUCGAGAGGGUUUCACAGAUUAUCCAGACAGAGGAAGACCUUUUAAUUCAUGGAGGGGAGAUGUAUUUGAGAAUGGAAGCAGCUCAUCAAUGCACCUACGAGAUCAAGAUAUUGGUCAUCAUAGUCCAAGAAGGGAUGUUUCUGCUGGUGGCAGAGCAGCAGCUCCCCGGAAAGAUUUAUCAGGAGCAACUGGAUAUUUGGCUUCUGGGAGUUAUGCCAGAGGUGGACGUGAAGGAUAUACAGAUGAAUUUGGCCAUCGGAAAGAGCAUAGGUGGAAUGUUUCUAUGGAUGCCGAUCCAUACAUCAGGAACAGGGACAUGGACGCAGAGUUCAAUGAUAAUCUUGCAGAUAGGUAUGGUGAUCUGGGUUGGGGGCAAGCUCGUUCUCGUGGCAAUACUCGCUUCCCUUACCCAGACCGGCUAUAUCAAAAUUCUGAAGCUGAUGAGCCUUACUCCUAUGGUAAGUCAAGGUAUGCUGUGAGACAGCCACGAGUACUUCCUCCACCUUCACUUUCUACUAUGCAGAGAACUUUCAGGCGUAUGAAUGAUCACCCUGGUUCAUCAAACCUUGUUGACAAUGAAAGCCAUUAUCCUCAUCCUCGGGGAGGUGAAUCUACAAGGCAGACAGGUUAUUUUGGUGGCCAUCCAUCUGAACUUAUUGCUACCCAGCAAGAGAGUGCUCUUGCAGACGACAAAAAUCUGAAUAAAGAUAUGACCCCAAGAUGCGAUUCACAAUCUUCUCUAUCAGUCACAAGCCCUCCAAACUCUCCUCCUCAUCUCUCUCACGAUGAGUUGGACGACUCUGAGGAUUCUCCUUCAGAAUCUGUUAUGGCAGAAGGUAAAAAUGCAAGUCUCUCUGGAUAUGAAUGUACUCUAUUAAAUGAUAAUUCUGCAAAAGAUGCCAUGAAGAUGGCUUCCAGCUCUCUCUCUGCCACGGAGGAUGAAGACUGGAAUGUGGAAGAUAAUGGUGAAUUGCAGCAGCAAGAAGAGUAUGAUGAGGAUGAUGAUGGUUAUAGGGAAGAGGAUGAAGUGCGUGAAGCAGAUGAUGAGAAUCUUGACCUGAACCAAGAGUUUGAAGAUCUGCAAUUAGGUGAGGGAGAUUCGUCUCACAAUUUAGAUAACUUGGUUUUGGGCUUUGAUGACGGUGUUGAAGUUGCACUACCAAGUGAUGAUUUUGAGAGGAAUUCAAGGAAUGAAGAAAGUGUAUUUGAUAGACCUGAAACCUCUGAAGGUGGAUCUAUAAAUGGGGUUCAAGUCGAUGAAAAAUGCCUUCAUCCUGUGGAAGGGGCCCCUGGGCCAUGUUUGGAUAGCUCCUCUGACAGGGUCCAAGAAGCUGAAAAAAUUAUGCAACAAUCUGAGUGUAGACCUAGUACUGAACCUCUCACUUCAGCAGCGUCACAUUUAUUGGAUGGUGUUGAUGCUUAUUGUUGCCCUAGCCUAUGUCCUCAGCAAACUUUCUCAUCUGUUGGUACCCCAUCUUCUGUUGGUCAGACUAGUGUGUCAAGUAUAACGUCUUCUAGUCAACCUGAUUUGCCUGUUAAGCUUCAGUUUGGACUGUUUUCGGGUCCUUCUCUGAUACCUUCUCCAGUUCCGGCCAUCCAAAUUGGUUCCAUUCAAAUGCCUCUUCAUCUCCAUCCACCAGUUGGUCCAUCCCUUUCUCAUAUGCAUCCAUCACAGCCUCCUAUCUUCCAAUUUGGUCAGCUUAGGUAUUCAUCUACUGUCACACAAGGGAUUCUGCCAAUCACUGCUCAGCCAAUGUCUUUUGGUCAGCCCAAUGUGCAAGCUCAUUACAAUGCCAAUCAAAACUCCGGAGGUUCUAUGCCUCCCCAACCUUCUCAAGGUGCUUCUACUUCCAGUCAGAUGAAAGACAAUGUUCAAUCUCUUUCAGCAAAUCAGGGACAUGGUUCUGUAGUGAGGCCUGGAGGACCUCAUGAGAGUAAGCCAGUACAAGGCAGUGCAGAAAACAAAACUCUUACGGCCAACAUUGCGGGGAUUGCUGGUGCUAGUGAUAGAAAACUUGUGUCAGAGUUAGAUAUCCAAGUUGAAGCUAAGAGUUUGAAUAAUGCAGAUCGGCAUGUGCAGCCUUCUAAGGAGAAGGAAUCUGAUGGCAACCUGUCCUCUGUGCUGCCAUCAAUUCAGUCAGUUUCUUAUGAGAGAAAUUCUGCUGGGGGCAGGGCUCAGGGCCGAGCAUACAGCAACAAGGGGAAAAGAUUCACAUAUGCUGUAAAAAGUUCUAGUUUUAGGUCAUCUUUCCCGGUUUCUGACGGUCCUUAUUCUGAGCCGAGUAGAUUUCAGAGACGACCUCGUCGGACAGUUCAGCGAACUGAAUUUCGAAUCCGGGAAAAUUCAGAUAGUAGGCAAUCAUAUAGCACUGGUUUUUCUAAUGAUUCUGGUCAUGGUGAUAAUUUAAAUCAUGGUGGACGAGCUGCCACAGUGGUUCUUGCAAAAAGUGGAUCAAAGAGAGGAUCAUAUUCUGGUAAGAUAUUGAAGCAAAAUGUGGAGUUAGAUUCUAAGUCAACAAAUGCUGAUUCUCAGGAGGUUGACUCUGGUAUCAAACCAAGCAAAGAUGACGGAAGGGAAUCACUGCACAAAAAUCAGAAUAUCUCACACAGUGGCGAGGGAAAUCUAAAAAGGAACGUAUCCGAGGAGGAUGUUGAUGCUCCAUUACAGAGUGGUGUUGUACGUGUUUUUAAACAGCCUGGCAUAGAAGCACCUAGCGAUGAAGAUGACUUCAUUGAAGUCAGGUCUAAGAGGCAAAUGCUGAAUGAUCGACGAGAACAAAGAGAAAAAGAAAUCAAGGCAAAAUCCCGUGUUUCCAAGCCUCCACGCAAACUUCGGACGACCAGACAAAGUAGUGCAAUUUCAAAUAGCCCAAAUAAAAUCUCUGUGUCUGUGGGUGUAGAAAUACCAAAUAAGAGUAAUUAUUCAGAUAUUAUUGGUUCAGAGGUGCAAGGAUCUGUUUAUAAGGAUGUGUCCACUGGAUUUACUACUGUGGUGUCGCAGCCACUGGCUCCAAUUGGAACACCUGCAGGGAGCAGUGGAUCUCAGGCUGAUAAGCAAUUUCAUACAGCCAAGUCGCACCAAACCCCUUCUAGUGGUGGUGUUUCUGCUGGUGGAGAUGACCUUGAGCCAGGCUUGAUGUUUGAGAGCAAGAAAAAUGCAGAGAAUGUUACAUCAUCACCUCUGAACUCAUGGGGCAGUGCACAGAUCAAUCAACAGGUUAUGGCCUUGUCACAGAGCCAACUUGAAGAGGCUAUGAACCCUGCUAGAUUCGAAGCACAUGUAGCUUCUGUUGGAGCUCAUGGCAGUGCAGUUACUGAGUCCGUCUUACCGUCACCAUCCAUCUUAACAAAAGACAAAUCUUUUUCUUCUGCUGCAAGCCCAAUUAACUCCCUUCUUGCUGGCGAGAAAAUUCAAUUUGGUGCUGUUACAUCGCCAACGGUCCUUCAUACUAGUAGUCGUGUUGUUUCACAUGGGAUUGGAGCUCCAGGUUCUAAUAGAUCUGAAGUGCAAAUUUCCCGUAAUAUUUCUCCAGAUGAAAAUGAUUGUACCCUUUUCUUUGAGAAAGAUAAAUGUGCAAAUGAUCCAUGUCUAAAUGUACAAGAUUCUGAGGCGGAAGCUGAAGCAGCUGCUUCUGCUGUUGCUGUAGCAGCUAUCAGUAGUGAUGAAAUGGUCGGUAGUGGACUUGGGUCCGCUAUUUCAGAAGCUAAACCUUUUGAAGGUGAUCAGCAAUUGAGUAGCCAAUCAAGGGCAGAAGAGUCUCUCAGCGUAUCUCUUCCUGCUGAUCUCAAUGUUGAAACUCCUCCGAUAUCAUUGUGGCCGCCCCUGCCAAGUCCCCAGAAUUCUUCGAGCCAAAUCCUAUCUCAUUUUCCUGGUGGCCCACCAUCACAUUUUCCUUUCUAUGAGAUGAAUCCUGUGUUGGGUGGUCCUAUUUUUGCCUUCGGUCCUCAUAAAGAGUCUGGUGGCUCCCAAUCGCAGGCACAGAAAGCUACUGUAUCUAGCUCCGCGCCGCUUGGUGCAUGGCAACAAUGCCAUUCUACGUUGGACUCAUUCUAUGGUCAUCCAGCAGGGUUCACUGGGCCUUUCUUAAGCCCACCUGGAGGCAUCCCUGGGGUUCAAGGUCCGCCGCACAUGGUGGUCUAUAAUCACUUUGCUCCGGUUGGACAGUAUGGCCAGGUUGGAUUGAGCUUUAUGGGUACCACUUAUUUACCUUCUGGAAAGCAGCCUGAUUGGAAGCACACCCCUUCAUCCUCCGCAAUGGGUAUCACCGAGGUGGAUAUGAAUAACGUAAAUAUGACUGGUUCUCAGCGGAAUUUAUCGAAUAUGCCUGCUACUGUUCAGCACCUUGGCCCUGCUUCACCAAUUAUGCCGAUAGCUUCUCCUUUGGCCAUGUUUGAUGUAUCUCCAUUCCAGACUUCACCUGAAAUGCCUGUUCAAGCUCGCUGGUCUCAUGUCCCUGCAUCGCCUCUUCAUUCUGUUCCCAUUUCUCACCCCUUGCAGCAGCAAGCUGAAGGCACAUUGCCUCCUAAAUUUGGGCACGGUCAUUCGGUUGAUCAGCCAUUGAAUACCCAUAGGUUCUUGGAAUCUCAUCCUCCAGAAGCCUCUGAUGGUACCACCCCCAGUUUUACUGUUGCGACAGAUGCCAAUGCAGCUCACUUUCCUGUUGAAUUGGGUCUUGGAGAUUCCUCCAAGUCGGGGGCUACCGGUGGCUCUGCUCAGAGUCUAGCCAGUCAAAGCUCUUCUGGAUGUGCUAAUGCAGAUGCUGGCAAAAUUGAUGUUCUCAGAAAUGGCGUCAGCAACAGCGGUAAAGAUCAAGGUCUCAGUGGUUUCAAAAUGCAGACCCAACAGAAGAAUGCCUCUGCUCAGCAGAAUCAAACUGCAGGCUACAACUAUCACAGGGGUGGGGGGAUGUCUCAGAGAAAUAUGUCUGGAAAUGAUUGGCCCCAUCGCAGAAUGGGUUUCCAUGGCCGAAAUCAGUCUUUGGGCGCAGUUCCGUCUACUAAGGUGAAACAAAUAUACGUGGCUAAGCAGACCCUUAGUGGGACAAAAACCAUGGGAUGAGCAAAAACCACAUGGUUGUUUAGGGAUCUUGAUAGGUAAGAUCUGUUAUUGAGUAUCUAUCAUAUGUCAGUGGGACAAUCAAGCUAGUUUUGUUACCUUCUUGCAUUUGUGGCCUCUGAAAAUAACUUAAUUUGGACUUUAGAUGAUUGGUGGUGAUUAUAGUGAUCCUCUCAAUUUUGUCCCGAAUAUGGAUUACUAAGUUGUGGUUUGGCUGCUGAGAUUUGAAAUUGAACCUUGUGCCCGGCUGUUAUCUGCAAAACUUUAGGCAGCUGCUUAUUGUUUGGCUUCUUAUUUAGUCCCCUUUGGUAUUUGUUAAUAUCAAAACAAAAGGAACAUGCUAUUUCUGGUGUAACCGGCUCUUGUUUUGCUUUAGAACGGCUUAUGUUCGCAUGGAAAAUGAAAUGCUUGGAACCUUUCCCAUUUA
This is a messenger RNA of Capsicum annuum, 8226 nucleotides long. RefSeq lists its product as uncharacterized. The transcript has 7 exons. Bases 468 to 7802 code for a protein of 2444 amino acids. NCBI's taxonomy places the organism in Eukaryota, Viridiplantae, Streptophyta, Magnoliopsida, Solanales, Solanaceae. The record is from RefSeq and is a predicted model, not a curated record.